Messenger RNA from Caenorhabditis angaria, 2256 nucleotides. NCBI's taxonomy places the organism in Eukaryota, Metazoa, Nematoda, Chromadorea, Rhabditida, Rhabditidae. The record is from the annotation of a GenBank genome assembly.
AUGGCACCGAAAACAGAGAAAAUCAAUCUGUCCGCGACGGAUGUCACGCCGGCAAGCGGAGCGGAGAAAAUGAGUUGGAAAGAUUAUAAAAAGAUGAAGCAGAAAAUCGGCAAGUUUCCCAAAAAGAAACAGGAAUUCAAGCAAAAUGGAAAGGGAAAACCGGAGGAGAAGUUCACAGGCUUAACUAAACAACAAAAACUGCGACAUGAUACAGGAGCAAAAACAAUUGAUCCAAGCUCGAUGCGAUCAAAAUUACAACAAGAGAAAAUGAAGUUGACAAAGGAGAAAUUUGAAAAACGUAUUGAAUUGACUGCAAAAGCUGAAAAGCGUUUAGUUGAAGAUGUGAGUUAGCCCAACUCUAAAAGUAUUUUCAAUCCAAAACAAAAUUUUUAGACAGGUUUCUUGGGUGCUGACGAUGGUGAGGACAAUAUGCUCACUUAUAGUGUCCGCCAAAAGGAAAUUCAGCAAAACGUAGAUUUGGCAGCUGCAACAAAACAUUUUGAACUGAAACUCCCGAAAUUUGGACCAUAUCAUAUUGAUUAUACAGAUAAUGGUAGACAUUUAGUGAUUGGUGGAAGAAAAGGACAUUUAGCAUCGAUCGAUUGGCAGACAAAGCAUCUUCAUUGUGAGCAAAAUGUUAUGGAGAAAGUUUCGGAUGUGAAGUGAGCUUUAUUUUCACGAUAAAAUGCAAAAAAACAUUGAUUUUUGUAGAUUUCUCCAUACUGAAAACUUCAUCGCAGUCGCUCAAAAACAUUAUACCUAUAUCUACGAUAAUUUGGGAACCGAAUUGCAUUGCUUGAAAAAUAUGUAUGAUGUUGCGCGACUCGAAUUUCUUCCUCAUCAUUUUUUGUUGGCUGGCGGUUCGCGUAAUUCUUUUUUGACAUAUGUUGAUGUAUCAGUUGGUAAAGAAGUUAUAUCAUUUGCUACAAAAUCGGGAAAUCUUGAUGUAUUGUGUCAGGUUAGUUGGACUUGAGUCAACAUUGUUCAACUUGCCAGAUACAAAAGUGAAGCUUACACAAUUUUGAUUAUUUCAGAAUCCGGCAAAUGCAAUAAUUCACACUGGUCACACCAAUGGAACUGUUCAAUUAUGGUCGCCAAAUUCGAAAGAACCGCUCGUCAAAAUUCUGACACAUUUAUCAGCUGUUAAAGGAAUCGCAAUUGAUGAACAGGGAACUUAUAUGGCAACAACUGGAUUGGAUCGAAAAUGUCGAAUUUGGGAUGUUAGAAUGUUCCGACAACUUCAUUCUUAUUCACUACCUUUUGGUGUGGCAAAUGUGGCGAUUUCGCAGAAGUUGCAUGUUGCUUGUGCUGUUGGAAAUUAUGUACAGGUGAUUCGAUUUUUCACAGAAAAAAUCAAUUUUCAAUCAAAAAAUUAAAUGAAUUUUUUUAUUGAAAUUUAUCAAAAUUCAACUAAAAUUUCUGGAAAUCCUGAUGUUUUUAUUUUUACCUGAAAAGGCGAUCCGUGAGAAAUAUAAUUCAAAAUGAAAAUUUAAAAAUGUUUUGAAAUGUUAAAUUUGAAUUGAGGUCACGUCUGGAAAUUUAAAAUUGAAUAACCAUAGAUUUUUUGGGGUCAAAACAUGCUGACAGUAACCCUAGACCUAUUUCAAAAAUUUAAAACAAAACAAAAUUAUUUUAAAAACCGUCUAAACAUAUCUCAAAGUUUUCUUUUUAAAAAUAAUCAAUUUCUUUUAGGUGUUCCAAAACAUGCACAAUGGAUCCUGUAUCGAACCAUAUCUCGUUCACAAUUGUGGAGGACUAGUAACUGAUCUGAAAUUUGUGCCAUGGGAAGAUGUUCUAGGAAUUGGACAUGCUUCAGGUUUCACAUCUAUGUUGGUUCCAGGAGCUGGUGAUCCAAAUGUCGAUACUUUACGAUCAAAUCCAUAUGAGACCAAAAAUCAACGAAAAGAGCGAGAAAUCAAACAACUUUUGGACAAAAUCCAACCCGAACUUAUUACACUCAAUCCAGAUGAUAUUAAUAAAGUCAAUGAAGGAUUAUUGGAAUUGGAAGAGGAAGAACGGAAAAAGAUAUUGUAUAUUCGACCGGUUAAAGUUGAAUACACGCCACGUCAUAAAAUGCGAAGUAAGAAAUCAGGUUGGCAAAUGGAAGCGAGGAAAAAUAUGGUUAAGGAUAAGAUUCGAAUUGAGAGAAAUAUUGAGAAACAUCAAGUGGAAAAUGAAGUUUUUGGUGAAAAUCAAGAGGAUCAGGAGAAGAAAGAGCCCAAGAAAAAACACAUUUUAGAUCGCCUCAAAUUAUAA